GAGUAUGCUUACCAAUAAAACAUCAGAGGCUGGCCGCUUGUAGACACAUGCAAGAAAUAAUAGGAAUUGAGUCACUCAGUACUUGCCCUCAAUGAUCUGGAAAUGUGGUCUGGGGUUUACAGGAAGUCUAUGUCUUGAUUAGCCUUUUUUUUGUGUGUGACUGAAGUCUUAAAAAUAUAAGUUGCCCAGUUGGAGCUGUAAGACUACGUGAUAGCAAGCGGCGAGACUCAAGAAGAUGGAGGAAAAUGAGAAAAGGAAGAAAGCCGAGUUCAGGAAAAAGAUGGAGAAAGAAGUGUCAGAUUUCAUUCAAGACAGUUCCCAACAGAAACGAAAAUACAAUCCUAUGGGGAAGAUUGAAAGGAGUAUAUUGCAUGAUGUUGCAGAAGUGGCCGGUCUGACUUCUUUUUCUUUCGGGGAGGACGAGGAGAGCCGUUACGUCAUGCUUUUCAAAAAGGAGUUUGCUCCAUCAGAUGAGGAGCUGGAAGCUUAUCGCAAAGGAGAGGAGUGGGAUCCACAGCUGGCAGAGCAGCGGCGCAGGCUAAAAGAACAGGCAGCAUUGGAAGAGACAGCAUCCAGUCAGACAAAGCAGCCAGAAACAUGUCCCAACUCCAACUACAGAGACAAGUACAGUCACCUGAUCGGCACCUCGGCUGCAAAAGAUGCAGCACACACACUGGAGGCCAACAGUGCUUACGGCUGCGUGCCUGUGGCUAACAAGAGAGACACUCGCUCCAUAGAGGAAGCCAUGAACGAAAUCAGAGCGAAAAAACGACAGAAGAUCGAGGACGACUCGGGGGCACACAGCAGCAGUUCAUGAGUCUCUACCAGCUUUCUGUCUACUUUUGUGUGUGUGUGUCUGGGUGCAUUAAUGUGUCUGUGUGCACAGUUUAAUUCAUCCUAUAAUGCAAUAUCUUGUACUUCAGACAUUUAAAAGUAUAACUUAAAUGGCAUCUGUUAAAUCCAGUAUGUAUGCUGCUCUCUGUCUUGUUAAAAUCAUGAAAUCUUGUUAAGUGGAGGAUGCUCAGGUGAGUGUGAUCCAGGAGCUGGAUUACUGUACAGUACGUGUUAGACAUUUGCUUCUGUCUAUUAUCAAGCUUCUCACACAUGAUCGAACCCUAUACAGUAUGAAGACCCUGUACAGCCGAUAUCUUCAUGCACAGUUUUUAAAAGGACAGUGAUUGGCUGGUUUGUUGCAGCUGUGCAUUUACAGUUGUAAGUGACAUUUUUAACAUCAAAGUAUUUUUAAAUGUUCUGAUCCGCAGCCAGGCUGGAUAAGGUUUUUAAAGCAACGUUUAGGAAAAAAGUCACGGCUGAAAAGUCAGUGUUUCAAUUAUCCAGUACAGCUUUUAAAAGAGGAACAGGGACACAGUCUAAUUACCAGCUUUUUUUUUCUUAGUAUCAACAGUUUCAGAUCUUUGUAAAGUCGGAAGCAUGCCAUUUUUUUGUCUUACUGUUUUUCUUGUUUUACUGUAUUGUGGAUUUUAGGAAUCUGUGAUUAAAUCGUGAGAUUUUCUUUGUUUCAGUUCAUCUGCACUGACUGUGAAUUAAGCUGUUACUCUUUUAUAAUGAAGCCAGGUGAUGGUUUGCAGUAGAAAGGGAGGGAGCAUAAGUACCAGACUCAUUGUAGGAAUAUGGGUCGCAUCUCUUUAGUUUGUCAUAUCUUCGAGUCAGUUUUGUGGCAUCUUGAUGUCCAUUUUAACAUGGUUGGACUGUUUUAUCCCCCAAUGUGUGUUAAUAAACAGAGAACAGUGUUAGAUCUU
This is a messenger RNA of Centropristis striata (black sea bass), 1760 nucleotides long. RefSeq names its product sperm associated antigen 7 (gene spag7). Gene Ontology annotation, molecular function: nucleic acid binding. The transcript has 7 exons. NCBI's taxonomy places the organism in Eukaryota, Metazoa, Chordata, Actinopteri, Perciformes, Serranidae. Bases 236 to 817 code for a protein of 193 amino acids. The record is from RefSeq and is a predicted model, not a curated record.